GGGUCAAGUAAUGCUUCAGACGACUCUAGGGGUUCGUUCAACGAGAGGAGGGAAAAAGAAAUUUUUGUGUACAGUCCGGACAGUUAUAAUGGGAUGAAUACCAGCGACAAGUCAGAAAAAAUCGAUAAUCGGAAAGGAAGAAAGAGAGAGAAAGAAAAAGAGAGAGACAGGGACAGAGACAGAGAGGCUGAUUUCGAUGAUGAUGGAGAGUCUGAAGGUUCCGAGGAUGAUGUGGAGUAUAUCCAAAGACAAAAGAAACAGAGAAGACCCAAAACAAGGAAGCUGGAUAGCAAUCCACUAUUUUGGACUGUUGAAGAUGUCUUCAGGUACCUUAAGAAGACGAAUGAUUGCAAAGAUAUUGCGUGUCGAGUUAAACAAGAGGAAAUCGAUGGUCUUGCAUUUUUGCUACUGAACCUGCCUUCAUUGACUCAACACAUGAAAUUACGAACGAGUCUAGCAAUGAAACUCUGCAGACAUGUUGAACAAGUUAAAGUGACAUUUUUCUUGAGACACAUAAGUGAAUUUGAAAAAGAAUAAAGAAACUUGACGAUGAUAUAAAAGAACCAAUUAAUAAAAAAUUUUCAUCGACACUUUAUGAGAUGCUCAUCAGAAAAGCGUUUUUAAUGUCAUCAAUCGCGUAAAGAAGUAAUAAACAAAAUUCCGUAAAAACAAAGUCUGUAACAACGCUUCAAAAUUUUUUUCUCAAAUAGAAUAAAAUGAAACAAUAAACUGUAACAAAAAAAGCAAGAAGAACAUAUUUCCGAUCCAUGUUCAUAUAAUAUAAGCAGCAAUCAAUAAAUUGAUCGAUUAGAAAAAAAUUAACUGUAGUAUAUGAUCAGUAUUGCCUUUAAAAUCUUAAUUAUUAUUGUAUAACAACGGAUUGUAAUCUCGCUGUACCAGAAAGUUUGUGACUCAACUAAACACGAGUUAACAAAUACAAUAUUUAAUGGCACAUUAACGUAGCUACGUAUCAGAGAUCAUUCGGUGACAGUCAGUCUCGUGUCGCUGGUCAAUUGAUCAUGUACUGAAGAUGAAUUUUAGAGUUCACGUGAGUGACUUCAGGACCGUAAAGCAGUUACUCAUUGCAACCACGAAUAUACCGGCCGCCUCGUUCUCGGUUAGUUAGAAUGAACUACUCUUGGCAUCUGAAAUAGUUUUAAAAGAAUGAUAUUAGUCAAUACUCAAGAGAUUCUUGUGCAUUCACUCUGACAUUUCUUUCUUUUCAAUUUCCUCAAUCAAUUAUUCCUACAAAGAAGACUAGUGGAUAAUUACAUUAUUUGUA
Molecule: messenger RNA, 1282 nt
Organism: Diachasma alloeum
Lineage: Eukaryota; Metazoa; Arthropoda; Insecta; Hymenoptera; Braconidae
Product: scm-like with four MBT domains protein 2
Exons: 2
Coding region: 94-537 (147 amino acids)
Source: RefSeq, a predicted model, not a curated record